CGUGGAAUUGGUUUUUUCUUUCUACGUCGUCGAUUCAUUCAAAUGUCAUCGGAUGUAAGAACAGUAUCGUCUAUCUAACAGAGACGUCGUCGUCGUCUAUCAUCUAUCGUGGUAGUUUUCGAACAAAGUGCGAUCAGCUUGGAGAUAUUUUCGUGUUUGUGGCGUUUUUCUUAACUAAAUUCUGGUGCUGGUGCUGAGCUUCAUUCGAUUUGAAAAAGGGAAACAAGUUCCAUAUCCGAAUAGAACGACAUACGAAGAAUUAAAUUCCCAUUCGCAGAAACCUCACCUUUGCCUUCUUGCCAUAAUCUGUGAAGUACCUAUCUACUUUAUCGGUUGUCGAUGUUGUUGUUGUUGUGAUUGUGACAUUGAAAGGCUGAAUAGUAAGAAAAAAAUAAAUAGAACAAAAAUAAAACACUGAAAAUACUCAACAAGAACAAUGCAAGCUAUAAAGUGUGUGGUUGUGGGCGAUGGAGCCGUGGGUAAGACCUGUCUGCUGAUUAGCUACACAACAAAUGCCUUCCCAGGAGAAUACAUCCCGACGGUGUUCGACAACUACUCUGCAAAUGUUAUGGUCGAUGCCAAGCCCAUAAACCUGGGCCUCUGGGAUACAGCUGGACAAGAGGACUACGAUCGUUUGAGACCAUUGUCCUAUCCACAAACCGAUGUCUUCCUAAUUUGCUUUUCGCUGGUCAAUCCAGCCUCGUUUGAGAACGUUCGGGCGAAGUGGUAUCCCGAGGUACGUCAUCAUUGCCCGAGUGUGCCAAUCAUCUUGGUCGGAACCAAGUUGGAUCUGCGCGAGGACAAACUAACCAUCGAAAAACUAAAAGAUAAGAAGCUAUCACCAAUAACCUAUCCCCAAGGAUUGGCCAUGGCCAAGGAAAUUGGUGCUGUCAAGUAUUUGGAAUGUUCAGCAUUGACGCAGAAAGGACUAAAGACUGUCUUCGAUGAGGCUAUCAGGUCGGUGUUGUGUCCGGUGAUGCGCCCCAAAUCCAAACGCAAGUGCGCACUGCUCUAAGGGAGGCCACUAUCCAUCAAUCACCAGCAGCAGAACAAAAAAAAACCGAACCAACACUACUCAUAAUCAUGAAGAUUUUGAUUCUGAUUCUGGGUGGGGUAGCAAAAAUUGUGAAACAUAGCAAUGCAUUUUAUUAUUUUUCAUAUUAAUUAAAUUAAAUUAAUUUAUUGUUUUGCUGUGAACAAUUUGAAGUAUAUAGUUAGUUUCUUUUUA
Messenger RNA from Eupeodes corollae, 1228 nucleotides. RefSeq names its product ras-related protein Rac1 (gene Rac2). Gene Ontology annotation, cellular component: cytoplasmic vesicle; plasma membrane; cytoskeleton. Bases 437 to 1015 code for a protein of 192 amino acids. NCBI's taxonomy places the organism in Eukaryota, Metazoa, Arthropoda, Insecta, Diptera, Syrphidae. The record is from RefSeq and is a predicted model, not a curated record. The transcript has 2 exons. Gene Ontology annotation, biological process: motor neuron axon guidance; actin filament organization; cortical cytoskeleton organization. Gene Ontology annotation, molecular function: GTP binding; protein kinase binding; GTPase activity.